Molecule: messenger RNA, 2007 nt
Organism: Chanos chanos (milkfish)
Lineage: Eukaryota; Metazoa; Chordata; Actinopteri; Gonorynchiformes; Chanidae
Product: arachidonate 15-lipoxygenase B-like
Exons: 14
Coding region: 1-2007 (668 amino acids)
Biological process (GO): lipid oxidation
Molecular function (GO): iron ion binding; protein binding; oxidoreductase activity, acting on single donors with incorporation of molecular oxygen, incorporation of two atoms of oxygen
Source: RefSeq, a predicted model, not a curated record
AUGAGUUACCAAGUUGAAGUAUUCACAGGAGACAUGCUGCACGCUGGAACUACAAGCAGAAUCAGUAUCAAGCUGGUUGGCACUAAAGGAAGUUCUAAGAGCGUAAACCUCUCCUGGUUGGGAGGCUUUUGGCGUGGAUCGGUGCGCAAGUUUGAACUGAACUUCCCAGCCUCCAUAGGCUCUCUCUUACUGAUGGAACUUGAAGCUGAAUCUCUCUUUGAUUUUGGAGACAAUGAGUGGUUCUGCUCCAAGGUUACUGUAACAACACCUGAAGGUGACAAGGUCCUGUUCCCAUGUUACCGUUGGUUGGCUGAUGACGAGAAGCUGGUUUUCAGAGAUGCAGUAGCUAAGACAAUACUAAAGGAUCCUAAUGACAUAACCAAAGAACACCGAAAUACGGAGAUCAGAAAACGUUCUGCAGUAUUCAGAUGGCAACUACAUGCACCAGGAAUACCCCAUAAAGUGAAAGCAGACAGUCCGGAAGCUUUGCCUGACGAGGUCAGAUUCUCAUUCGGCAAAAAAACAGAGUUUCGGCUCACUCAAGUAUCUGCAAUCCUUGAGCUUAGACUUCAAAGUCUUGCUGAUCGGAAGGAGCCCUGGACUAAUUUUGAGCAACUUGAUCAUGUCUUCGCUGAACGAAGGACAGACACCUUUGAAUACGUUCGGCAGCACUGGAGAGAGGACGAGUUUUUUGGCUCCCAGCUUCUGAAUGGCAUUAACCCCAUAUUGAUCCAAAAAUGCUCAGAGUUGCCAAGAAAGUUCCCUGUCACUGAUGACAUGGUCAAAGCCUUUUUACCAUCUGGGAGCAGCUUAAAGAAUGAGAUGAAGCGUGGCAACAUCUUCCUCUGUGACUACAAGCGGCUGGAUGGUCUAUCUGGAAAUGUCAUUAAUAAGAAACAACAAUAUCUGUCGGCUCCCAUGUGCCUGCUCUUCAGUAACCCUGAGGGCAAGCUACUGCCCAUUGCCAUACAGCUGAAGCAGGAGCCAGGAGAGGAGAACCCCAUCUUUCUCCCCUCAGACUCUGAAUCUGAUUGGCUACUCGCCAAGAUUUUUGUGCGGAGUGCCGAAUUCAAUGAACAUGAGCUUAACUCCCACCUGCUACGCACUCACCUGAUGGCUGAGGUCUUUACUGUAGCAACUUUGCGCAACUUACCUGCAGUCCACCCCUUGUUCAAGCUCCUGAUACCUCACUGCCGCUACACACUCCAGAUCAACAUCAUGGCUCGAUCAUUGCUGAUCUCAGACAGUGGGGUUUUCGCUGAGCACACCGCGAUUGGUCGUGUUGGAACAGCGAAAUUCCUGAAGAGGGCAACAUCCUCCCUGACCUACAGCUCCCUGUGUCUGCCUGAUGACAUCAAGGCUCGUGGUGUGGAGGACAUUCCAAACUACUACUACAGAGAUGACGGCCUCAAGCUGUGGAACAUCAUCAACAAGUAUGUUGAUGGUGUGGUGAGAUACUACUACACCUCAGAUGAUGAUGUCAUUAAAGACACUGAGUUGCAAAGCUGGAUUGGAGAGAUAUAUAUGAAAGGCUUCCUGGAGAAAGCUGAACAAGGGAUAACAUCAUCAUUCAAGAGUGUCGAUGAACUCAUCAAGUUUGUCACCAUGGCGAUCUUCACUGCAUCAGCACAACAUGCUGCGGUCAACAACGGACAGUUUGACUACGGCGGAUGGAUGCCCAAUCUGCCCAGUACCCUAAAAUGUCCUCCUCCCACCAAAAAAGGAAGCUCAACUGAGGACUCCAUUUUGGACUCGCUGCCAGACAUCAGCACUACAGUCAACAUAAUGGCUGCACUCUAUGUUCUGAGCAAAGCCUCUACAGAUCGUUACCCACUUGGAUAUUUUCCAGAGGAGCUGUUCAAUGAAGUGGUACCCCUCAAGAUGAUUGAAGAGUUUCAGGUGGCCCUGAAGUCUCUCUCAGAGGAAAUUGAGAGGAGGAACCAAACUCUUCCGCUCCCAUACGUUUACUUAAACCCUACGGAUGUGGAUAACAGUAUUGCCAUCUAA